Messenger RNA from Diospyros lotus (date-plum), 2195 nucleotides. RefSeq lists its product as uncharacterized. Gene Ontology annotation, molecular function: ceramide glucosyltransferase activity. Gene Ontology annotation, biological process: glucosylceramide biosynthetic process. Bases 414 to 1808 code for a protein of 464 amino acids. Gene Ontology annotation, cellular component: membrane. The transcript is spliced from 15 exons. The record is from RefSeq and is a predicted model, not a curated record. Lineage: Eukaryota; Viridiplantae; Streptophyta; Magnoliopsida; Ericales; Ebenaceae.
UUCUCUCUUUCUUCUGCCUUCUCUCCUCCGUAUCCAUGGCGAUCUGAGAGACGGCCGCACUAGAUAUAACCAGAGUAGGCGAGAGACAGAGGGGGGGAGGGCGAGAGAGGACUGCAGUUUUCAGCUGAAAUCUAGGGCUUUUUUUUUUGAAACAAUGUCGCCUCUCGAUUCUCUCGAUGCAGUUCUCAUCUCUGCCAGCAGAGCCUUUUGCAGUCCCCUCGCCAUGUUCAUUCAGAUCCAGGCCUCUUUUUGUUUGCUAGAUAACGCGAAGGAAUGGAAGGAUGAAGCGGGAUUGUUACUCUACGUAGAAUUCUCCUAGUCACCUUAGUGGAUUUUAUGGAUAUUUUAUUUGCUUAACUCUUGCUGUUGGGUGGGCUUUUGCUGCCUAUGUCAGGAGGAGAGAGAUUAGACAGAUGGAAGAAAGUAUGAAAGGUGGCAAUAGCUUUGCAUUUCUUUAUCAUGAUAUUAAUGACCUCAAGCACUCCAAUCAGGUUAACUUGCCAAGAGUGUCUGUUGUAUUGCCGUUAAAAGGCUUUGGAGAGUACAAUCUGCAUAACUGGAGAAGUCAGAUCACAUCUCUCUAUGGUGGUCCCUUGGAAUUUCUUUUUGUGGUGGAAAGUACAGAAGACCCUGCUUACCAUGCUGUAAAUCGAUUACUAGCAGAAUAUAAGGAUGAUAUUGAUGCUAAAGUUAUUGUAGCUGGUCUGUCAACAACCUGUAGCCAAAAAAUUCACAAUCAGUUGGUUGGGGUGGAGAGGAUGCAUAAAGACAGCAAGUAUGUGUUGUUCCUUGACGAUGAUGUUAGGCUGCAUCCUGGAUCAAUUGGAGCCCUUGCUGCUGAGAUGGAAAAAACCCCUGAGAUUUUUAUUCAAACUGGAUACCCUCUUGAUUUGCCCUCUGGAAGCUUAGGAAGUUACUGCAUCUACGAAUAUCAUAUGCCUUGUUCAAUGGGGUUUGCUACUGGUGGGAAAACAUUUUUCUUGUGGGGAGGGUGCAUGAUGAUGCAUGCGGAUGAUUUUAGAAAUGACCAUCAUGCUUUGGUUUCGGACCUUCGAGAUGGGGGAUACUCUGAUGAUAUGACUCUUGCUGCUAUAGCUGGUGCUCAUAAGAGGCUUAUUACAUCACCACCUGUCGCUGUUUUCCCUCACCCCCUUGCCAGUGAUCUUAGUUUCUCAAGGUACUGGAAUUACUUGAGGAAGCAAACUUUUGUUCUUGAAUCAUACACCACGAAGGUUAACUGGAUAAUGAACCGUGCAUUAUUUUCUUCGCACUGCUACUUAUCAUGGGGAUUUGUAGCACCGUACUUUAUGGCUCUUGUUCAUGUUGCAGCAGCACUAAGAAUUCAUUGUAAAGGGCAUUCACUUGGGGAUGCAGCCCUUACUUCUUGUGGGUUGUUUCUAGCAUCUGGACUGGCUAUAUGCACUUUUAUAGAACUUCUGUCUAUGUGGAAUUUGACGAGGAUAGAAGUUCAACUAUGCAACAUGCUGUCUCCAGAAGCACCCCCACUCUCUCUUGCUUCUUAUAAUUGGUCACUCGUAUUUAUUGCAUUGCUGGUGGAUAAUUUUUUAUACCCCAUCUCUGCAAUGCGUUCACAUUUUUCUCAGUCUAUCAAUUGGUCUGGCAUCCGGUACCACUUGAAGGAUGGGAAGAUAAGCAAGAUCGAUAGAAGUAAGGAUAAAGGUCCAAAAUUUACGGACUUGGGAGGAAAACGUUUGUACGGGAAGAAGGGAGGUCAGCCGAAAGGCUCAUUCCUUGGUUUUUUCUCGAGAAGUUUACAGUGGCGCCAACCCAAGAAAUUCGAUGUUUAGGAAUGAAUGGGUUCAACAAACAAGAACUUGUGCUCGUUUCCUCCUCGAGGGGUCUGUACCUUUCAAUAGCUUCAGAUUAGACCAAAAAAGAAAAAAAGAAAAAAGACUCUUGGGGUGAUAGUUUUGUCUGCAAAAGUAGUUGGGCCAAUCCGUCCAUCCUUGAUUGAUCUAAAUGCUAUGAUUCAUUUCAUUUUUCAAUACCCGAUUCAAUCAAUUGAUUUCUUGAGCUUGAAUUGCUCCCAGUCAGAGGUUGCUUUGUAAUUUAUGUAGUUGUAAUUCUUGCGUUGAGGGAUUUAUAGAUUACAACCUCUAGUGUAAGAAAAUGAUUUGUGCAAUACUAUUCAUUAUUUCUUCAUGCCUCAUUUCAACUCUACUUUUUCUUUUUUG